CCAGCAAAAUCUUUUCACUUACCCAUAAACAAAAUGUAACUUUGGCCUUUUCCUGUGUGUCCCUCCAAUGAACCGAAAAUGGCAGCUCCUGGCUGUAAGUCUUGUCGUGGGCCUGACUACCGUCUGUGCCUCCUUUGCGGCAGGUUUUUACACUCAUCACGAGUUUGCCCGUCGAAGAUUGCAGCAGUUGAUACAGGAAGAUCCCUAUGCCUACUACAUUAGUCCCAAAAUCUAUAAAGUGUUUUCCUUUUUUAGAACUAAAGAUGAAGCCGAUCAUCGCCUGAGGCAGAUCAUGAAGUAUGGCUUCCCGGGUCUCGAUGAUUUACGGCUGUACAGUGACUUUGUGCUGUCGUACGAUCGACGGAAUCGUGUGGCCCAUUGGGUGUGCGAGCAUCUGCAGGUGGACACACUGCAAUCCAGCCAAGCGAAUCGUGCACGCGCCACGUAUCGACCGGAUCUGAGUGUGCCCUCGAAUUUCCGUUGCACUCUCGCGGACUAUCGACGAUCUGGCUUCGAUCGUGGACAUCUGGCGGCUGCUGGCAAUCAUCGUGCACUCCAGAGCCACUGCAACGAGACCUUCUUCCUGACCAACAUUGCACCACAAAUAGGUCGUGGCUUCAAUAGCGGUGCUUGGAACAAACUGGAGAUCUAUGUGCGGGAUCUAACCCUUCGCUUUGGAUCGGUCUACGUCUGCACGGGUCCACUGUACAAGCCCAAGCAGCGCGCGGGUGGCAAACUCGGCGUGGAGUUCGAGAUGAUUGGCUUGAAUAUGGUGGCCGUGCCAACGCACUUCUUCAAGGUCAUCAUGGUGGAGUCGAAACUGCCUCUGGGUAAGCCCUAUAUGGAGGGUUAUGUUCUGCCCAAUACUGCGCUGCCAGAUGGCCUCGAUUUGCGCUCCUUCCUCUGCGACAUCCGCGAGAUUGAACACUAUGCGGGUCUGAAGUUCUUCGAUGGCCUACGAAAUGCAGUCUUUGGCAGCAAUUAUCCAAGGGAAUCUCAGGUUUUUCGAGUUUUCGGUUGACAAAUAACAAAUAAACUGAGGGGGACGAAUAUACCGUGCAAAUAUACCGUAAUAU
Drosophila subobscura is the source of this 1076-nucleotide messenger RNA. RefSeq names its product endonuclease G, mitochondrial-like. Gene Ontology annotation, cellular component: nucleus; mitochondrial inner membrane. The record is from RefSeq and is a predicted model, not a curated record. Lineage: Eukaryota; Metazoa; Arthropoda; Insecta; Diptera; Drosophilidae. The coding region runs from base 68 to 1021 and encodes 317 amino acids. Gene Ontology annotation, biological process: apoptotic DNA fragmentation. The transcript is spliced from 2 exons. Gene Ontology annotation, molecular function: single-stranded DNA endonuclease activity; metal ion binding; nucleic acid binding.